UCCAAAUAGUGGGAGGUCUGACAAACCGAACGAGGCAGUGAGCAAGAAAUUCCAUUCCUGUCGAAAUCAGUAAUUCCUCCUUGCUGGCUGCUUUUCUUCGUGGUGUGCGUGCUUUCUUCUGUGUCACUGUGUGCGAAGGGCUCCGCUAUUAUUAUUAUUAUUUCAAAUAUAGCUUGCCCCGGGGCGGGGGAAUAGCACAAGGAAAGAGCCGGCGAGCAGCCUAUCUCUCAGAAGAAAAGAGCGAGCCUCGCAGCACGGGAGCUGGCUUCACUCGAGUGUGCAGUUUAGAAGUCAAAACAAAACAAAACAAAACAAAGCAAAAAGAUUGAUUCCAAAUGCCACCGUUUUGGAGGAGGCUGAAGAAAAAGAACCCCAAACUGGCUUAAUGCUGAAGGAUGCAGUCAGACAGGGCGCAGAGCGAACCCAAACGCAGUUUGAGCUUGGGCUCUAAAGUGCAAUGUAAGUCUCUCUUAAAUUGUUUUGUUUUGUUUUUAAAUCAUAGUAUCUGGGUUUUUUCUUUUCCAUUUUGAAGCCAGGCUGGGCCAAAAGGUAGAAUUAGUGACAAAAAUCAGCACGGAGCAGAACACGUAAUCUCUCAUCUGGGGCUGAAAAUGAUCCUGAAAUGCAACAGAAGUCAGAGACUAUGGGGCGUAUUAUGGAAGAUGCACUAUAAAUAAGAGCAUAUCUAAUUAUUUCAAGAGAAAGAUGCCGGACGGAAUCUUUAAUCAACUUUCUUAACAGGGAAGCAAGAGCUCUGCUGUUUUGUAUGGAAAGCUAUUUUAAUACUGCUGUGUUCAAAAUUGUGUGAUUACAGUUACCAAUAGCAAUAAGAUGUAGCUCCAGAGGGGAGUCCUAGUGGCUGCAAAAGUUUUUUCUCUCUUAUUUCUACAACAUCUUUGCUCUCUCAAGCCUCAAGUCCAUGGUCUCUAUCCUCCACUUUGGCUUUGCGUUUUACCUGGGUUUUCAGUGCCAACUCUGGACUUCCUAUGGAACAGCAAACAAAACAUUUGGGCAUUUGGAGUAAUUCUGGUAUGCUUUUCUAUGUUGUGCCAAUGGUAAAAAUGCAGUUGACGAAGAAUUGGGCUCCACCAACUUCUGCCACGGACAGCUGAGGAAUGCAAAGACUGAUGGUGACGAAGGGUGACCAUUUCCUAUUUUUCACCAUUUAUCUCACCGAUUUCGGACUUAGCAAUGGAUACCCUAUGUGAUGAGGAGAGCUCUGUGAACCCAACUGCAAACUCCUUAAUACAAAUAAAUCACGAGAGGAGACUCUACAGAAACGUUUACGGACCAGGAGAGAAUAAUGUGUCACAUUUCUGUAACUUGACUGCAGAUUCGGAAAACCUGACCAAUCUUUCAUGUGAAACUCCACCAUGCUACUCUUCCCUCUUUCAGCUCUCAGAAAAAAACUGGCCGGCUCUGCUGACAGUGAUAGUGAUCGUUUUAACCAUUGCUGGGAAUAUUCUUGUCAUCAUGGCUGUGUCACUGGAGAAAAAGCUGCAGAAUGCCACUAACUACUUUCUCAUGUCACUUGCCAUAGCUGAUAUGCUGCUGGGUUUCCUUGUGAUGCCAGUGUCAAUGUUAACCAUACUUUACGGAUACACAUGGCCUCUGCCUAGGAAGCUCUGUGCCAUUUGGAUCUACUUGGACGUGCUUUUCUCCACUGCCUCCAUCAUGCACCUCUGUGCCAUCUCAUUGGAUCGUUACAUUGCCAUUCGAAACCCCAUCUACCACAGCCGGUUUAACUCAAGAACAAAGGCUUUUGCCAAAAUAAUUGCUGUUUGGACCAUAUCAGUUGGUAUCUCCAUGCCCAUCCCUGUCUUUGGACUACAAGAUGACUCCAAAGUGUUUAAGAAAGGCCACUGCCUUCUUGCAGAUGAGAAUUUUGUACUAAUAGGCUCCUUUGCGGCAUUCUUCAUCCCUCUGACCAUCAUGGUGGUCACUUAUUUUUUAACUAUCAAGUCGCUGCAGAAAGAAGCCACGCUGUGCGUGAAUGACACUGGCCCAAAGACCAAGUUUGCUUCUUUCAGUUUCCUCCCUCAGAGCUCCCUUUCUUCAGAGAAACUCUUCCAGCGCUCUUUGAACAGGGACAUGGGGACCUCUGGGAGGAGAACCAUGCAAUCCAUCAGCAAUGAGCAGAAGGCUUCCAAGGUCCUUGGCAUCGUCUUCUUUCUGUUUGUUGUGAUGUGGUGCCCGUUUUUCAUCACCAAUGUGAUGGCUGUAAUUUGUAAGGAGUCAUGCAGUGAAGAAGUCAUUGGUGGGCUACUUAACAUAUUUGUUUGGAUUGGGUACCUUUCUUCAGCCGUCAAUCCACUCGUAUAUACGUUGUUCAAUAAGACCUACCGCUCAGCUUUCUCUCGCUACAUUCAGUGUCGCUACAAGGAGGAGAAGAAACCUUUCCAGCUGAUUUUAGUGAACACCAUCCCAGCGCUUGCAUAUAAUUCUAGCCAACUCCACCUGGCUCAAAUGAAGAGUUUGAAAAAAGAAGCAAAAUUGAUGACUAAGGAUUAUUCGAUGGUCACGAUAGGGAUACGCCAUAUGGAUGGUACCUCAAAGGGAAGCAUUAGUCCAGGGAAUGAAAAGGUCAGCGGCGUGUGACUCUACCAGCUGUUGGCAGCUGCCAUGACAACCCCAAGUGUACACUGAGAAUUUCAUCUCGUGGUGAGAUGCUCUGAGAGCGCAAGAAAAUCAGCCCUGUCUGAGAGACCCUCCAGUAACAUCACACACACCUCAUGUUAUCCUGUUGAUGAAAGGCAGGGUGGAAUGGUAUCAAAUGUGCAAUUUUUUUUCAUAUAGUACUUUGGCUGUUUUAAGCACAGGCUUUAUUAAACUUAUUUUUUUAAUAAUAUAAGGGAUAUAUUUCUUAAAGAAAAAAAAAUGCAGUUUCUGGUAUUAUAAUUAUGGGCUGUGAAGAAAUCUACGCAUUUCUUUUCUCUUUGCAAAUGAAAGCUAAGCUGUCCUUUGAUUUCCAUGCAGGGUAGGCUCCAGCUAGUUCAUCUUGCUGCAGUGGGAUUUUGUUAUCACUAACCGAAUGAGCACUUUAUGGAACUUUAAACAAAACGAUGGUUAAUUUACUAAUAUAUAUUUAAAAUGCAUUUUAAAGCAUUAAAGAAAGAUCUAUUAAAACCUGUACAGAUGAAUUAUAUCGAAAUUUUGGUAACAGUGUUUUUAUGUCUAUUUUUUUCUUCCGAGUGACCAUUCUAAAAUGUUAAUGGACUUUUCCACUGCUUGUUCUGUGUUUAAAUUAGCAGUCUUCAAAAGUAAAUGAUACUUGAAUGAUCCCCUUUUUCUACCACCAUUCUUAAUCUUCUAUUUCAUGUCUCGCACUUUAUUUCCAUUUUAAAAACUUCAUCUGUUCUAAGGUAAAACUUCAAAGUAACUUUUACAAAAGUCAUUAUUGGACUUGAUUCUCUGCUCCUUUCCACUGGUGUUGACAGGGAAGUGAAAUGAGAGAAGAGUGGAAAAUCAAGCACAGGACUGCUAAGUAAUUUCAAGAGUGAUUCCACGCCUCUGCUUGAUUCCAACAGGGCCUGUUUUAAGUAAUGUCAGUGAAAGUUUUUCAUGAGAAAAUCCUUUAGGUGAAAGCUUUCAGCAGAUUCUCUCUCAAUGUUUCUCUUUGGUUUAGAAGGUCAUUAUGAAGGCGCUCUUCUGGAUUUCUUUUAGUGCUCAUAGAGUCAGAAUUAUUCAAAACCCGUUACUUGUUCAAAAUUGUUUUCCCUGUUUUGCUGUUUUGCUGUUACAGUAGAUUGCUCAGGAAUGUUAGGUAGCUUGCACUAUUAGGACUCAGCCUUAAUGAAAUGUGUUGGGGAAAAACGGGCCCACUUGAAAACAACAGGACUUAUCAGCUACACCGCAUUCCACCUGCACAGCUCCAAGGGAAGAACGCAUUACCUGAUGAGGUUGGGGAGCGGUUUCAUUCAUGGGCAUGUGGCCAUUAAUGCUUAUCACCCAAAAAUUGGAACUUUUGGAUCUCAUGACAAAUCAACUGGUGUAAAUAUUGUGCUCACCAAGAUGCUUGAUGGAAACACUCAGACACCAGAAUCAAAAUAAAAGAGCUUUAGCAGAAAGAAAAAUCAGCUCACUGUUCCUCCCUUCCUACACCCUCCCAAAUCCUGCAUGGCACAUCAAGAGGGGUGCAAGCCCACAGCUCCACACAGGUAGAGAAGGGAUUUUAGGGGGAAUCUGAAGAACACAGCUGAGCAUGAGGACAGCUGCAGAGCAGAUAGGAACAGUGAUUUCCCACUGUUCAUUGAGGAGUUUAAUACAGACCCUAAAUCAGCAGGUUUGAACCAAGGACAACCACCAGCUCUUAUUACACCAUCCAGCCAACAUCACUUCAGGGUACCCCACAGAACAGGGUGUUCAGAACAUCCUGGGUCCCAGACAUCUCUCUGCAAAUGAAAGAUGAUUUUGAGGAUUCACUCUUGAGAACUCCAGGGGAAAUGUAGGGAGCAAUAAAACCUAAGUACUCUGAGUAGGGAGCUCUGGAUCCAGCACCCAUCCAGACUGCCUUCAAAUGAGGAAUACUGACUAAAGGACUCCAAGUAUGAGGAGAAAGGAAACAUAGGUGCUACUAAAAGUGGAGGGAAAUGCUUCCUUUAGUGCAAUUCCUUCCAAUUUUGUUGCAUUUCUGUCCUUUCAAGAGAAAUAAGAGGAAAGGAUAGAGAGCCCUUUUCCUACUGCCCACCUGUGCCAGGGAGCAGAGCUGGCACACAGGUACCUUAACAUGUAUACGGGCGCCCUGCACUUUUGCACAGCUCAGUUCUUCCAGAUCUCCUGUUGCUGUUCAGCAAAGUCUCCCCUACUCAGCUGCUCUUAAUAAUCUGCUGCUGAACAUUUCACAUCCAGUGCCGAUGCUCUCUGCUUACCAUCUGCAUUUCACCCACAUGGCAGUGUAAAUCAGCCUGCUGUCUCUCUCUCCUUUCACCUUCUGUUCCUCCUUCACAAUGUGAAAUUGCUCAGGUUGCAAAUACUGACAGGGAAUGUUUCAAUGCAAACAGAAAGGGUUUCAAUUACUUGCUUGAUGUUUCAUUAGAAGACGACUCCGAACAUGAAAUCCUUUCCCGCUUAUUAAAACAAAAGCUGUGUUUGGAGCCUAAGAGACUUGACAGCAUUUCUUUAAUUAACAGCUGGAGGCAACAUAACAUUUAUUUUUUGUUAGAAGCGGGGAUAUCUGAUGCCAGAGAUUGUAGCACCGCUAGCACUCAGAUCGAUGGCUUUAUUGAGCGGCUUCUGCCCAAGAAAGCUCUGUAAGCCAGGAAUGCACAGCAGAUGAAAACCACGAUCUCCAGCUCCUUAUGAAGAUAUCUGACAGUUUUGGAAGGACUGAUUCUGCCACUUCGCACCAAAAUUUUAAUAGAUUUUUUUUCUGUGGUUUUGCCUUAGGGAUGAUGACAGAGUCAAUGUCUGAAUUUGUAACACCCACCGUGCCAGUUCUGCAGGAGGCUGUUAAUCAGGAGAUGGCAAUUAGAAGUCUCUAUACUGCUGCCAGAUGUCAAAGUUCAGCCAUUUCCAACCAGAAUUUGUUUAUAGGCUUGGGAUGAAUGCUACUGUUUGAUAUGACCAGCUUCAGAGCAACAACUCCAACUUGCAAAAAGAAAGUGAGUGUUUUCAUUAUGCAUCAGACCAGAAUGGAAAUUGUGAAAAUUCCCAGGAAAGAAAGAAGAAAAAAGACAUUCACGUUGACUAGAUCAGAGGUCAGGGCCUUCCCCUGCCAUACAGGAAAAGCAUGACAAGUCCGUCUGUCACAUCCACGUCCAACAGAACUGAUUCAUCUGUAAAAUGCUUUAACUGACAAUUUUUAAAGCAGUUCUACAUUUUAUUACUGCUGAGACUGCAUCUGAGAAAUGCCCAAAGACAUGAAGCUCACCAUGUAUCUCCUAAGCUGGUGUGCAUACUUUAUAUACUUCAGGGUAAAGCAUCCUAAGUAUCGAUCCCAUCCAGCCUAUCAUGCACUGUACUUAUGUAAUUAUUGGCAAAUGGUGAGAUGCAUUCUAUUUUGAAUACCUGUAUCUUUGCUUAUGUAAAUACAUAGAGAGAACAGUUUGCUGUAUUUUGUAAAUGCUAAUGUAAAACAGUGUUCUAAAGCUUUAUUGUUUUGCCAGACCCCACUGCUCAUAAAGCAGAUUAAAAUAUUCAAAUGCCA
Molecule: messenger RNA, 6145 nt
Organism: Coturnix japonica (Japanese quail)
Lineage: Eukaryota; Metazoa; Chordata; Aves; Galliformes; Phasianidae
Gene: HTR2A
Product: 5-hydroxytryptamine receptor 2A
Biological process (GO): response to xenobiotic stimulus; release of sequestered calcium ion into cytosol; G protein-coupled receptor signaling pathway, coupled to cyclic nucleotide second messenger
Cellular component (GO): dendrite; plasma membrane
Molecular function (GO): G protein-coupled serotonin receptor activity; neurotransmitter receptor activity
Source: RefSeq, a predicted model, not a curated record